Molecule: messenger RNA, 639 nt
Organism: Sorex fumeus (smoky shrew)
Lineage: Eukaryota; Metazoa; Chordata; Mammalia; Eulipotyphla; Soricidae
Product: transcription elongation factor A protein-like 9
Exons: 1
Coding region: 34-330 (98 amino acids)
Source: RefSeq, a predicted model, not a curated record
ACGAAGAGUGGGAAAAGGAAGAAUAAACACAAGAUGAAACCCUGUCAGAUUAUUGAAGAGAAACCAGAAAAUGAGAGUGAACCAAAGCUUGAAGAAGCGCCAAAGCCUGAGGAAAAUCCAGAGGAGGAGAAAGAACCAGAGGAAGAAAAUGCAGAGGAAACUUUUAGAGAAAGGCUGAUUCAGCCUCUCCAGGAAUUUAAAGAAGAUAUACACAACAGGCAUCUUAACAGUGAAGAUAUGUACAGGGAAGUGAAUGAGUUGGAUGAGAUAAGGAGAGUAAGAAACAAACUUACAGUGAUGUGUUGGAAAACCACCCUUAUCUCUACUUAAUGUAACACUCAUUUUUCUUAUAUUAACAUUGCCAUUUUACUCUUUUUGAUUUUUAGUUUCCCGAUAUACUUUGUGCAUUUUCUACUUUGAACUUGUUGCUAAUAGUAGUUUUAGUGCUUUGCUUGUUCACUGUGUUUUGAGCCAAUCUGUAAGUCUCUGUCUUUUUAAUAGGAGAGCUUAUUUGUACAAAAGAGGUUCCUGAUAGGAUAUAACAUGAAAAAGGUUACUAAGUAGUAUGUGAAUUUCACAUUUUUGGAAAGGAAGAGUACAUAUAUAUUUCACAUAUGUGCACAGAAAAAAGUGAAGUUU